AUGAUAUGUAGGGCCACUCGUGAAAACCAGGCCGAGAGACAUGUCGCUGAGGGUAUUGCACUUGAGGUGUUUGUUGCUGGGGGAUUUCGAGCGGAGGAGCUUCCAGCGGAGAAAUUUGAGGAUGAAGGGCUUCCCCUUGGACCGAUUCCCCUUGAACUGAAUGCCUUUGAAACAGUGGCUGCUGAGCAAGUUGCUGCCGGAGAUUCUGCAUCAGGGCAAUUCGAUGAUAAUAAAGGGGUUGUCUUUGAACUGGUUGCUGCUGGGGAGGAUGCUGCUGGGGAGGAUGCUGCUGGGGAGGAUGCUGCUGGGGAGGACGCUGCUGUGUAG
This is a messenger RNA of Penicillium cosmopolitanum, 327 nucleotides long. RefSeq lists its product as uncharacterized. The coding region runs from base 1 to 327 and encodes 108 amino acids. The record is from RefSeq and is a predicted model, not a curated record. The transcript has a single exon. Lineage: Eukaryota; Fungi; Ascomycota; Eurotiomycetes; Eurotiales; Aspergillaceae.